AGGAGGACAGAGACGGAGCCUCGCAAAGACUGGGGCUUUAAUUCGAAACGCGCUCGCCCCCCUCCGUCCUCCUCCUCCCCCUCCCCCAUCUCGAGCCCUCCGCCACAGUACCACCCCACCCAGCAACACUCCGUCCCCCCCCUAUCCGAGUGAAGGUCAAACGGACCAGCCAGCCCUCCCCACCACCCUCUUCUCCGCCCGGCCGCUCCGAUCGCCGCCUCCUGAAUCCCAAGGAUUCUGCUCUAUAGGUUUGGUCAUGGCCUCAGCUGCCUAUCUUGACGACAUUGAUGCUGAAGUUAUUGACCCUCCAAAGAUUGAGAUGUUAGACGCCGCAGAACUCGUUGGUGAUCUUAUCGAGCAUUCACCGAAACCAAAUGUCAUAGUUUCUAGCAAUGUGCGUGAGCUAUUGGAAUGCCCUGUGUGUUUGGUUGCCAUGUAUCCUCCAAUUCAUCAGUGCUCCAAUGGCCAUACCAUUUGUUCUGGAUGCAAGCCAAGGGUUCAUAAUCGCUGCCCAACUUGCAGGAGUGAAUUGGGUAACAUAAGAUGCCUUGCUCUGGAGAAGGUUGCCGCCUCUCUAGAGGUUCCGUGCAAGUUCCAGAACUUUGGAUGCGUGGGAAUAUAUCCUUAUUAUUGCAAGCUGAAACAUGAAUCACAGUGCCAAUACAGACCCUACACUUGCCCAUAUGCGGGAUCUGAAUGCACUGUCACUGGUGACAUUCCAUAUCUAGUGAAUCAUCUGAAGGACGAUCAUAAGGUUGACAUGCACAGUGGAAGCACCUUUAAUCAUCGUUAUGUCAAAUCAAAUCCUCAUGAAGUUGAGAAUGCCACAUGGAUGCUUACGGUUUUCAGCUGCUUUGGGCAGUACUUCUGCUUGCACUUCGAGGCGUUCCAGCUGGGCAUGGCGCCGGUCUACAUCGCCUUCCUCAGGUUCAUGGGAGACGACGCCGAGGCCAAGAACUACACCUACAGCCUGGAGGUCGGAGGCAUCAACCGUAAGAUGACCUGGCAGGGCAUCCCUCGGAGCAUCAGGGAUAGCCACAGGAAAGUGCGGGACAGCUACGACGGGCUCAUCAUCCAGCGCAACAUGGCCCUGUGCUUCUCCGGUGGCGACAGGAAGGAGCUCAAGCUGCGGGUCACCGGGAGGAUCUGGAAGGAACAAUGAGCUGUGGCUGAUGCUAAAAAAGGCGGUGUGUUCUGGCGACGAUCCGAAGUAACGCGUGAGUGAACCGCCGCGAGGAGUCGAUUAGGAUUUAGGACUAGGGGCAAUGGUGUGUAGACCGUCUUAGCUGUUAUUAGUUCUGAGAUGUUUCCAUGGACGGUUGUGAUGCGGAUUGAGGUGGUACUGAUGUGGUAGAGCUGAAGGCAAAUCUCCUGUUCUGCUCUGAACAAGAGCCGUUUUGGUGACAUCCUGUUGCCUUGCUGGUGGCUCGUGGACUGUAAAUGAUGUAGCCCCCCUCUAGUGUAAAGACUCGUAUCUGUGCCAGACCCGCAAAUUUCUGAAUUUGUGAUGCUGGUAUAUGAAUGAGACUCGUAUCAUCUAUUUAUGUCAGACCCGAAAAUGCCAGACCCGCAAAUUUCUGAAUUUGUGAUGCUGGUAUAUGAAUGAGACUCGUAUCAUCUAUUUAUGUCA
Molecule: messenger RNA, 1630 nt
Organism: Hordeum vulgare subsp. vulgare (domesticated barley)
Lineage: Eukaryota; Viridiplantae; Streptophyta; Magnoliopsida; Poales; Poaceae
Product: E3 ubiquitin-protein ligase DIS1
Exons: 4
Coding region: 257-1162 (301 amino acids)
Biological process (GO): ubiquitin-dependent protein catabolic process; multicellular organism development
Cellular component (GO): cytoplasm
Molecular function (GO): ubiquitin protein ligase activity; zinc ion binding; protein binding
Source: RefSeq, a predicted model, not a curated record